UUUUGUCACUUUCCUCCCAAUGUCAACACUGUUCAAUUCCUGCGCGUUUGGUUUGUCGUCAACGAAAGAUGAUUAUUUUCCAUUCUCUGCCGGCUUUGCUAUUUUUUGCAUGACCAUUUCAACGAUUUGGUGCUUCUGCUGCUCAAAGAAAAAGAAGGGAGAUGACAAGGAGGAUAACAAAAGACAAUCAAAAGUAAAGUCUCCUCCUCCUAUUCCAGCUGCCAAAAAAACUGAUUCUGCAGCCAAAAAGAGGCGAUAUUCGGCAACACCUGACAAAGCAAAGCGACAGCAAGCCCAAGCUAGGGUUCGAAUACCGGUUGUGAAGCCGGUCGUUGCUGGGAAUCCAAAGGCAAAGGGUGGAGAUGGUGGAAGUAAGACGAAGAAACCAGGAGAUAGAGCAGGGCGGGUAGAUCCAACUACAUCAAGUCCUACUACAGACAGUGCUCUGCUGACGGUGGAACCAGAUGAAUCUGAUUUCAAAAUGGAAGACUUCAAAAUGGAAAACAAUACCAAAAUGGAAGACAAUAAAGAAAGUGGAGGAGUGAAUUAA
Molecule: messenger RNA, 550 nt
Organism: Meloidogyne enterolobii
Lineage: Eukaryota; Metazoa; Nematoda; Chromadorea; Rhabditida; Meloidogynidae
Source: the annotation of a GenBank genome assembly